UGGCGCUGCUGCGGGAGCAGCAGGUGAUGAACCACCUCGGAGACAAGCAGAGCAUCCGCCGAGGCGCGCAGUUCUUCUACCUCGGUAUCGGGCUCGGCCGGCUCGUGGGGGAGUCGCUGCACCCGGAGCUGCUGGCUAUGGACUGCUGCCAGCUGCUGGAGGAGCUCGAGUUUUACUUCUCGUCGUCGACGGUGCAGGGAAUGAAAAUGAUGGUGGCGACGUCGAGUACGCUGCACGAGCCGCUGGGCCAGGAGAGCAGUCCGCAGUACUCGGCCAACGAGCCGUUCCGACCCACGAUGCACAAGUGGAACCAACGUCCAGUAUAUCGCCGCCUCAUGACGCCUCCGAUCCCCUUCCCGCUGGACUACCGAGAGGUGUUGCUGUCUCUGUGCGACAUCCUGGCGCUUAUUUACAGCAAGCUGAUCGAAGACAGCUCUGCUUCCGAGAACGUGAACCUGUUCCAGGCUAUAAUUCGGUUUGACGACCGUAUUAAGAAACUCUUUAUCGACCCGGUCAAGAAGGAGUUUUCCGCUGUAGCCUCGCAGGUGAUGGCUGAAGAAAUGCGGCUUGUUCGCAAGACAUAUGCGUCUGGGGCACGCGACGAAGCCGCCCCCAGUAGCACUACAGCAGCUACAUCCACCGUGACAGUACCUGAUUCCGGCAAUGCGUCGUAGUAGCUCCUUCGUGCUGACCUGGGCGUGAACCACUCAUCAUUGACAGAGGCGGCAACCCGUUUACUAUAUUCAUCAAAUCACUGCUCAAAAA
This is a messenger RNA of Phytophthora sojae, 765 nucleotides long. RefSeq lists its product as hypothetical. NCBI's taxonomy places the organism in Eukaryota, Oomycota, Peronosporomycetes, Peronosporales, Peronosporaceae. The transcript is spliced from 4 exons. The record is from RefSeq and is a predicted model, not a curated record. Bases 27 to 674 code for a protein of 215 amino acids.